GACGCCUCCUCCAAUUUCAGGUUGGCUGCUUCCCUGGCUCCCUCCCGCAAUGAGCUUGCUGCAAUUUCCAAAAGGUAUGGAGGUUACAGUAGAUAAAUAUUGACCUUUAUUCGGGACACAUGACAGCAGCGUCAGCUGAUGCUUCAAACUCGCUGCCAUCUUCGGGUCAUUUGAGGCAUCCGCGUCUCCGAGCCAGAUGUUGGAAUAAAGCUUCCUAAGGAUGGAGAACGGCUUUGUCCUGAGCUUUCUGGAAGAGGAAAACCAAUCAUGAUGGCCGAUGGAUGUUGCAGAGGAAUGGAGCGAGUCAGGGCUGCUAAGAUUGCGUCAGAUUCCUUGCCGAGAGCGCCGUAUCCCCAGCAGUACGUGCACACUGCCCCCCAGCAGCAUGACAUCCAGGAGCUCGCCUCCAAACGCGUCGACAUCCAGAAGAAACGCUUCUACCUGGACGUGAAGCAGAGUGUGCGCGGACGCUUCCUGAAAAUAGCCGAGGUGUGGAUCGGCAGAGGCCGCCACGACAACAUCCGGAAGAGCAAACUGACGCUGUCCAUGUCCAUGGCCCCCGCGCUCCGCUACAGCCUGGGGGACUUCAUCGAAUAUUACGCCCGCAUCGGACUGCGGGGGGGCCUCGACGGGCACGCCGGCGACGGCAAGGGCCGCGCGCCCGACCCCCGCAGGAGAGCGCAGGAGCCCGCGUUGUCCCCGACCGGCUCCGCGGCGUCGGACGACCACGCGCACCGCGUCCUCAAGAGCGAAUUGAUCGAAAGGGACAAUAGGAAGUACUUUCUGGACCUGAAGGAGAACCAGAGGGGUCGCUUCCUGCGCAUAAGGCAGACUGUCAGCAAAGGACACGGCACCAUGGGCUACUACGGCCAAGGGAUCGAACAGACCAUCGUUGUCCCCGCGCAGGGGCUGAUCGAGUUCAGGGACGCGCUCUCCCAGCUGAUCGACGACUACGGCGACGACGACGAGCGCGACCGAGCCGCGUCCAGAAACCACGACCCCAACCCGGAGCUCCCGGAGGCCGCCACCUUCCGAGUGGACAACAAGAGGUUUUAUUUCGACGUCGGUUCCAACCGCUAUGGCGUCUUUUUGAAAAUCAGUGAAGUGCGGCAGCCGUACAGAAACACCAUCACCGUUCCGUUGAAAGCCUGGGCGAGAUUCGGCGAGAAUUUCAUCAGGUACGAGGAGGAGAUGCGGCGAAUGUUCACUUGUCACAAAGAGAAGAGGACAGAUGCUCGGCAGAACAGCGAGGAGCAGGAGGACUGACCUUGGCGGGACCGAUGGACCCCCAGUCUCCUCCUGGAGUGGACUUUGUGAGUGUGCGUGUGUGUGUGUGCGUGUGUGUGUCAUAAAUAUAUAAAUAAGAAUAUUAACCUACAAAAUCUAGUCUAAAUAACAAACUACAAUCUAAUCUAUUAUACAGUAAACCUCGGAUAUAUCGGAUUCAAUUGUUCCCACUGGUUUUGUCCGAUAUAAGCGAAAUCCGUUAUAUGCGUAUACCGGAAAAUGUCCGUUUUACGCAUAUAUCGGAUUUAUAUCCGGUAUAUGCGUAAAUCGGAUUUUAUCCGUUAUAAAAAGGCACUUCCUUGACUAUGUUUCCAAUGUACCUGGACGCGCAGGCAACGCUGCAAACGCUGCAAAUGACGUCGUAUAGCGGCCUGUUACGAUUCGGCGAAUCGGAGCGCCACGUUGCGGCCAUCCGAUAUGUGCGAGGGAAAUUUAAUGGAAAUGCAUUGGAACGGGACUGGAGAUUUUGUCCGAAAUAGGCGAAAUCCGUCAUAAAAAAAUCUGAUAUAUGCAAUGAAUUUUUAUUGGAAAUGCAUUACAGAAAAAUUGGUUCUUUUUUAUCUGUCCGUUGUGAGCGAAUUUCCGAUAUAUCUGAGUCCGAUAUAUCCGAGGUUUACUGUAGUUUCAUUUUGUUGUGCCCUUUAAUGCACUUUAAGCAUGACUUAUAACCCCCACCUUUUUAAAUGGAAUACUACGCUGUAAGUAACAAACAAUAUAUAGAAAUGGGUGGCAUCAUGCAAACCAAGACAUAGUACCUCUCCAAUCAGCUCCUGUUUGGAGACCAUUCUCAAUGGAGCGGUGCAAUGGAGAUUAUUAUUAUUGUUAUUGUAGAGAUACAUGUACAUCGGCUGUGGGUGAAACUGUCUGGUUUUUAGGGCGCCUGUGCUCAUCGGGAAGCAUCUCUGGUGUUCCUAGCUUACGCCACACUGAGCAAACAUUCCCAGGCCAAAGUCAGGCGUGUUGAAAUGUGUUUUUGUGGAGAACAUAUGUCCUUGACGUAUGUCCUUGACAUGGCUGCGGAACUUUGUGGUUCAGAAUGACUCCAUGUGCAACAGUUUGAGUUUGACGGCAGCCUGCAGAAACCACGUUGUAUUUCCUUUCAAUAACAGGAAGCAUUAUUCAUAUUUCAGCAAAAGGUAGCCUUUAUUUUUCAGACUUGGCUUGGCCCCUCCCUGUAGAGCUGAGCAAAAACUCUGACCAGCCUUCAAACUGCAGUAAAGCAUGGCGUCCUUUAAUAAUACAUUUAUUUAUAAUAUUUAUUAAUAUUUACAUUUAUACAAAACACUUCAAAGGAGCAUUCUUGUGUACAGUGGAACCUCUGUUAGCCUCUUUUUGGUUCAACUGUUGUCUUAAUGAGUUAAAUCACAAUUCCACGUAAAUCAAAAUGAUAAUUUUUAUCACCUGUUAACAACUUGUCCCUCGCUCGUCGCAUUUAAUUGGUUCCAGACCCGACCGCGCUAAAUGAAUUUCAACAAAGUAGAAUUCAACAUUAAUAAAUGGAAUGGUUUCAUACAUACAGGUUUUAACAUUAUUAGAGCCCUCUAGACAUGAAAUAACACCCCUAUAGUCACCUUAAUACUCAUAUUACCUAAUAUAGUUGGCAUAGUAGCAGAAGAUAAGCCAUUGAAGACAUCAAUAAGACUUGACUAUUGAAUAAAAUAAAAAAAUAAAAACACUAAGGUCUGAUCUUGCUGCCACACCAUGUCUUUGUCUUCAGUGCAGCUGAAAGUAACCUUAAAUGUUCAUUUGUCUUUUUCAUUCAUCAUUUUUUCUGCAUUUGAAAUUCUUUUACACAAGUAAAACUAUAAUUGCAAAGCUAUAAAAACAUGUUUGUGUUAACAUUUUUGGCUUUUUGGCUGUAACAGAUUCAUUGGAUUUACAUGAUUUCGGUUAGAUUAAUUCGUUUUUUGGUUAGAGUCGGUCCUUCUGACGCUAACCAAGGUUUCACUGUAUAAAGAAGAACAAUAUGACAUCAGCUGAGAUCGCCAUCUUGAGAUGCACUUUUUCAUAGGUCUAGGUGGAAGGAAGCUAGAAAUGCCUUACAUAUUAUUUUGGAACUAUUUUGGACUUGGACACAGCAAAAAAAAAGAGAACAAAAUUAAGAUUGUCAACCAGCUGAAUGUUUAGAACAAGUCAUACAUUAAAAUGCUUGAAAUAUGAACGAUACUAUACAUGGUGCUAUGAAAAUGUACAAGUUGGGUUGCUCAUGGGGGUAUAAUGGUGUGGGGGGAGGGUAACAGUCAACGGACUGUCAACAACAAAGGUUAUGCAGUCAUCCCUCGCUUAUUGCGGUGACGAGGUUCCCUAUGGCGAUCAGUGAAUUUCCACAAAGUAGGAUUCCUUUUUGUAGUUUUACCACCUUCUAAAUACAGUUUUUGACAGCCCUCUAGAUAUGAAGUCACCUUUACACUUUAACAAAUAUCUGAGUCAAAGGGCUGACAGGAAGUGAUGUUGGGUGUUCAGAGUUGACUUUAGCUUGCCAUACAUUGCUGUGUCAGGGAUUAUUGUUUCGGCGAUCAGGUCUGGUGCUUGUGUGUCACACCGAACAUUAACAAUUAGUAGCACAACCGUUCAUUUCAGUGUCCGGUUCAUUCUGUAAAAAGAUCCGUUCACUUCAGUCAUUUCGGUCAAUUGGUCGUGAGCCUGUGAUCUCCCGUAGUGGUGUGUCGGUCAUGAACGAACGGGCGACGAGUGUCGGUCAAUCUCUUUCAGUCUUUCAGUCAGCUAACCCCACCCACGCACAGAGCGAGGCGCGACAAUCGGAUAAGACAGGCAAGCACGAAGAUAGUACCACCCUGCAAAAGCAACGGUGAACUGACUCUCCAGCCAAUCAAAAAAAAGCAUUUGCAACUGAACGGACUGAAUGGGUAGUUUAGGGGCGGUGACCUCGUUCAUUCCGUUCACAAAAAAUAACUAGUUCUUUUGACCCGUUCGUUCAUGACCGACACACCACUACCAGUUAUAUUACUGACACCUCCUUAUCAUCAUAAUGUCUUUGAAUGCUUCUCCUGAAUGCCUAAUGUUGGCAUUUUACAUCAUUUAUCCAUGUUACGUUUGAUUUUUGGACUAAUAAUAUGCCGUUUCCAAACACCAAAUUUGAAAGACUAAAUGGCGAGGGAUUACUGUACUUCUAUCAAAUGAGGAAGUGUAUUAUUUUCUUAAUAUUGAAUAUAUAAAGCACUCUGUGCAGGGUAUAGCACAUCGGAAAGGUAGCGCCCCCAUCCAGCAGUAACCAAGGCAGCACAGUUAGGCACAGCUAUUAUUAUAACAUAUUGAUUUUAAGACUGUAAUUUUUUCAUAGGUCAUCCUUUGUUUUUUCCUUGAGGUGUGUGUUUAGGCCAGUGUUUCUUAAAUAGUGGGGCACAAUGAGGUGUUGGGGCG
Doryrhamphus excisus (bluestripe pipefish) is the source of this 4668-nucleotide messenger RNA. RefSeq names its product purine-rich element binding protein G (gene purg). Gene Ontology annotation, biological process: regulation of transcription by RNA polymerase II. The record is from RefSeq and is a predicted model, not a curated record. Gene Ontology annotation, cellular component: nucleus. Gene Ontology annotation, molecular function: RNA polymerase II transcription regulatory region sequence-specific DNA binding; purine-rich negative regulatory element binding; DNA-binding transcription factor activity, RNA polymerase II-specific. Lineage: Eukaryota; Metazoa; Chordata; Actinopteri; Syngnathiformes; Syngnathidae.